Messenger RNA from Eremomyces bilateralis CBS 781.70, 3543 nucleotides. RefSeq names its product Pkinase-domain-containing protein. Lineage: Eukaryota; Fungi; Ascomycota; Dothideomycetes; Eremomycetales; Eremomycetaceae. Gene Ontology annotation, cellular component: nucleus; cytoplasm. Bases 339 to 3524 code for a protein of 1061 amino acids. Gene Ontology annotation, molecular function: protein serine/threonine kinase activity; protein binding; ATP binding. The transcript is spliced from 2 exons. The record is from RefSeq and is a predicted model, not a curated record. Gene Ontology annotation, biological process: meiotic recombination checkpoint signaling; protein phosphorylation.
AUUUGCUAAGGGUUGGCCUGCAUCACGAGCAUAGAGGUGCUAUCGAGGGAGUUCGGCAUCUGCCCCUCGUGCUUCUACUGCUGCAGAUUGGACCUCUUGUUUUUAUAAGAACUGGAUAAGAGGUGCCUCUUAUGAGUCACAAUCUAGUGAAUUCCUGGCUGUUACUAUGCUUUGAUGUCAGCACAACUUUGGGCCCCAACAUUCUGACUACUCCCCUUCGAUCAUUUUCCAACUUUUGCUGUUCUUUUAUAUUACACUCUACCCAAGCAUGAGAACUCAUCAUCUCCGAUCUUUUCUGGCCAUUCUCUGAAACACCGCGAACCUACUGUGAAUAAACAAUGGACGGCGAAUCCACACAAGUAGCUACCCAGCAGAUGGUGGAUCCUCGCCGAGUUGGGGAGGAGAGCUCUGAACUGAACCCAUCAGAGCAGGCGGACAUCAUCUGUACCCUCAUCGGAGGCUCGACAGCAGCCUUUACAGCGAUCCAGAUUACAGCAUCUGAACGGCGGCAACAUGUGCUGCUCAAAAGUGAUUCAAUAUCUGAGGGGAAACUGUUACCAGCAGACGCUAAUGAGCAUGAAACACUCAUUUUAGAUCGAGAUGGCACUCCUAACGCAGAUGCCUUGGCUUUGAGAUUUUCUUCUAAGACCAUCAAUCCUCUACUUGGAUUUGUUUUUGGGAGGAACUCCGGUCAGAGCGAUAUUAUCCUAGGACUGGACAGUCUCAACCGCACGAGCAACAAACAUUUUCGGAUCUAUCUGACUGAAGAUGGAGUCCUGAUGCUGGAGGAUAUAUCUACGAACGGUACUAUGGUAGAUGAGACCGUCCUCCGCGGGAAGCUCUACCCACGGGAAGAUAAAUCUCGAAUGCUUUCCCAUGGCUCUGUCAUCAAAAUCCUUUCGCCGAAACCUGAAGAUGAGAUCCGAUUCAUGGUUCGGUUUCCUCCCCUAUCAAGCGGCGCCGUCAAUGAAGAGUAUCACAGAAACCUCAACGCGUACCUUGAGAAACUCAGAGAACUCGAACUGGAACAACAUGGAAAGGGAAAGGAAGACAUCUUCGGCCAUGGCGAGGGAAAGCGACUAGAACCUGUUGAGACCCGACUAGCUACACGCCCUUCCAUUGCCGGAGCCCCGAACACAUUCGGCAUGGUAUGGGAUGGAGGUGCGGAAUACAAUGUCAUCGGAGUCCUUGGCAAAGGUGCAUUCGCAACUGUAUACCGGCUGGCAAACAAACGAGAUGGAAGCCUCCGUGCGGUCAAAGAGCUUGAAAAGAAACGGGUCAUCAAAAACGGGCAACUUGAUCAACGGCUCGACAACGAGAUGCAAAUCAUGAAGGAAUUGAACCACCCGAACAUCGUGCAAUAUGUCGACUACCUCGAUUUCGACAAACAUCUCUAUAUCAUCAUGGAGUAUGUGCCGUUCGGGGAUCUCCAAGGAUACCUUCAGAUGAAACGCUAUCUGAAGGAGCCGCUGGCGAAGCAGAUGUCCCGUCAAAUUCUCAAGGCGUUGAAACAUCUGCACCAGAAGAUGAUCACUCACCGGGAUAUCAAACCGGACAACAUUCUCAUCUCUUCGUACGAUCCGUUCACUGUCAAGUUGACCGACUUUGGACUGUCGAAGGUGGUUAAAAACGACGAGACGUUCCUGAAGACGUUUUGCGGAACCCUCCUUUAUUGCGCGCCGGAAGUGUUCCCGCACUACGAUGCCCAUGUCAUUGGCCAGGGACAGAAACGAACCCGCCACGGCCCGACGCCAUCGAAAUACCAUUCUUACAGCCAGUCCGUUGAUAUCUGGUCCUAUGGAGCGGUGCUGUGGACGUCUCUUUGCAAGCGGCCUCCGUUUGAGGGCGUCAUGGACGCCAACGGUGAUGCGAUGCUUAAGAGGAUCAUGGAGACGCGAUUAGACACAGGUCCUCUCGAGGCCCUUAAAAUAUCCGAUGAAGCUAUCGAACUUCUGGAGAUGAUGCUUGAUACCGAUCCCGCAAGUCGACCAACGGAAGUCGAGUGCCUCCGACAUCCCUGGCUGUACGAUCCAAAUGAUCCCGUGGAAGAAGAAGAAGCCGGCCUUGGUGCCAUUGAAGAAGUGGAUGAGUCGCAUGAAGCUCUGUCCCAAGCCCAGGAAGAUAUGUCUCAGCUGAGCAUUAAGCGUGAAUUUGGAGUCGAUAGGGAUAGAAAUGGCAUCGCAGGAGCCGGUGCAAGAGUGGUUGAGGAAGACUUUGCUGUGCCUCAUUCGAAGAGAGUUCGCAUCGAUCCAUUGAUACCUCGCAAUCAGUAUCGUGAUCCUUCCGAAGGGGUGGAUUCCAGCGCCGAACCGUCCUUCGACGACAAUUCUAGGAUCCCCGAAAUUGUCGAUAGUCAUGUGCGAAUGCCGGUGCCCCAGAAACCGACACGUCUAUUUGGUGAAGUCGGGCGGCGGCCAGCACUUCAAAGUUCCGGAUUGCUGGGUGCUAAUCCACCAAGGAUAAUUCACCAACAACCACAACCAAAUUCAGGUCAAGAACUUCCUACAUCCGACAUCACUCAGUUCGACCGCAAUUUGCAGAAGAACGAAUUGCACACGCAACAGCCACCAGUUCCGAGUAACUCACAGGCUCAAUCAGUAACGGAAAGCCUUCUUGGAACAGAAUCCAUGGUUCGGGAACUGAAUAUGGCGUCUCCUCAAUCACUCCCACCCGAUUCCGGCCCCGACACCAAUGAACCUACGACACCAAAUGAAACAGGCGAAGCUACCAGCCAUUCUGGAAGCAACGGCGUGGACGACAAUACCCCAAGGCCAGCGAACUUCAGCCGCCAGAUCAGCCUGCCUCUGCCUCCGUCAUUCUUCUUCGACCCCGAUGACCCAAGCACUCACAACCUCGAAUAUGCAUCUCACAUCAGCGGGUUCGAUUAUCUCAAUGACUCGAAUGCAGCUGCCAUCGCUGCAGCUGCCACCUUUUCAUUAAAGGUCGGGGACUCGUUCCCUUCCACCCAGGGCGGCUCUCAAGAACUCGCCGACCCGUCCCAGCACCUCCACCCCGCUUCCUCCCCUGCGCCGGAAUUCAUCCGCCCUCCUCCGCGCCUAGGAAUGCUCCGCUCCUCCACCGGAUCGAUCAAGAACAUUGCCAUUCGGCUCCAAGACCGGGUCACCAGCUGGGGCCGCCUUCCCUCCAACACCAUCGUAUACGAGGAUUCCACCGAUACGCGCAUCCCCAAGACUGGCAUCAUCAUCUGGUUCGCGGCGCCCGGCAUCGACAAGAUCGACCAGAAGGGCGGGGACUGGACGAAGUUGCCCGGGCUGCACACCAUCCUCACGACGGAUUCGCAGAACGGCAUCUGGGUGAACGGAGUGUGUCUGCGGUCGAAGGAUGCGGAAGGGAAUAAGCUGUAUGGCCGGCUGUACACCGGGGACCGCAUCACCGUGUUCAAGGGGCGAGAGUCCUACCUGGAGUUUAAUUGCGAGUUCUAUCACGGAUCAGCGGCGAAGGAGCGGCCGAAGAAUGAGAGCCGGUUCCAGAUUCUCACUGCAUCGAACACGCAGCCAAAGUAGGAUUCACGGGUCGAUGGAG